This is a messenger RNA of Lachancea nothofagi CBS 11611, 453 nucleotides long. The record is from the annotation of a GenBank genome assembly. Lineage: Eukaryota; Fungi; Ascomycota; Saccharomycetes; Saccharomycetales; Saccharomycetaceae.
AUGGGUAAGAGAAAGAAGUCUUCUAGAGGUCCGGCCAAAAAACUGACACAGAGACUGGACUUGAACUUUAACUGUCUCUUCUGUAAUCACGAAAGAUCGGUUACAUGCACAUUAGAUAAAAAAAACAGUAUAGGAUCAUUGUCCUGCAAAGUUUGCGGCCAGAGUUUCCAAACGCACAUCAAUGCGCUUUCCCAACCCGUGGAUGUAUACAGUGAUUGGUUCGAUGCUGUGGAAGAGGUAAAUGCCGGGAAAGUCAGCGAUUCAGAAGGCGACAGCGAUUCAGCAAGCGAUUACGAAAGCGACUCUGACGCUGAAGAAACGAACAAAAGACGUGCACAAGUGGGUUCCGAUGCAGAGGAGCUGUCGGAAGAAGAAGAAGCCAUUGGCAAAAGAGCGCGGGGCCACAUCGUGGAUUCCGAAGAAGAUGACGACGAUGAUGAUGACGAUGAGUGA